Molecule: messenger RNA, 592 nt
Organism: Ceratosolen solmsi marchali
Lineage: Eukaryota; Metazoa; Arthropoda; Insecta; Hymenoptera; Agaonidae
Gene: mRpL41
Product: mitochondrial ribosomal protein L41
Exons: 2
Coding region: 19-546 (175 amino acids)
Biological process (GO): translation
Cellular component (GO): mitochondrial large ribosomal subunit
Molecular function (GO): structural constituent of ribosome
Source: RefSeq, a predicted model, not a curated record
UCUUUAACAUCUAUCAAAAUGACUAUGAUAAAUUUGAUUAUUUCAAGAGGAUUUUUAUCUUCAUCAUCUCGAUAUGGAAAACGAAUAUUUACGAAAUUUUUAUUGUAUAAUAAAAAAGGGACAAAAUUAUUCAAACAAAAACAAGCUGUAAAUCCAGAUUCAAAGAUUUAUAUCGAAAAACGUGGAGUAAAAAAUACAGGUUAUAAAGUUGAUGAUCGAUUUCUACAGAUUCCUGAAAUGAUUCCAGAAAUAAUUGUUCCAAAUUUAAAAGGUUUUAAAUUAAAGCCUUACAUUAGCUAUAAAUGUGAGAAUGUUUCUCAGUCAAAAUUUACAGCAAAAGAUUUAUUUAAUGCUAUUUAUAGAGAAAAGAUUAUACAAGAUUUUAAUACUAAAAAAUUAGAUGUAUCGGGGCAACCAUUUAAUCCUAGUAAAGAGGAACAAAUUAAUAUAAAGGAAGCUAGAAAAAUAGCAAGUAAACCUGGUUCAGAUAUAUAUACAAGUUCUACAUUACCAUUAGGAACACUUUUAUCUGAAACAUUAAAAUAAAAAUUUGUCUAUUUUAUAAAACUGUGUUUCUGGUAUUAUAUUUAGU